CAAUAUCACUGUGCAUCGAAGAUUCAAGAAGGGAACUUUCUAUUUCUCCCUCACUGAGGAAGGCGAAUUUGUAUGAAGGAUAUGCUUGUUUUCAUUGUGUCCCAGACCUCUGCGUUCUGUGACAGUCACUAUGACUUCUUACGACGAGGAUAUUCUCGACAAUCCGUUUUAUCAAGCUCUGUCUGGAAAGUUUUCUGAGCUGUAUGACGUUGCUACUAAUAAUGGCUGGAUGGUGUGUAUCCCACGCCUAGGUUCGGCGGCACGUCUGUCCUAUUCGCGAAAGGACUUUGAGAAUCAUUUGCUAGUGCCUGCAACAGAAUGUGAUGAUGAUGGAAAGCGACAUUUUGUAACACCCAAUGCAAAGAAAGUUACAAUUGAAGGCGACAUUAUCACUACUGACGAGGGGUAUGAAGCAAACCGAUCAGUGCGUAUUCUCUUUCAGGAAACAAACUAUAGCAGUCGUGAUGCCAAGUACAUAGUGCUGUGUGUUGACCAGCCUCUGGAGGGAGAGUUAUGUGAGGAAAUGAAAGUUGCCACCUUGCUGUCUUCUGAAGAUUGUAGCAAGUUUUUGUUUGCAGAUUCGGUUCGCACGCAGAAGCAGGUGGAUAAGCUACUGAAGCUGGUUUCGACAUCACUGAACAUCCUCGAUGGCGAUGCACUGCGAAAUACUGUGGAUGCCGUUCGAGCCACAAUUACAAGGACAAUGCAGACUGUGCUGAAGGACGGCAGUGUGCGCAAGCUGUCUCGCCAGAAUCAAGCAUACAUGGCCAAUAUCAAAUUGGCAGUAGAGACUUAUGUCAUGGAGACUCUCCACAACAAAAUCUUCCCUGCUAGCUGUGCUCUCGCUGCCAAGGACGAUGCAGCUCUAAAUAAGAAAACACGCAAUCUACAGGAGACGAGUGCAACAGAUUUCGGCUUGGAAUCCAGCCAGUGUGCAGGUAUCCCCAAGGCACGCCGAGAGUUGUCCUCAUUGAAUAAGUAUUCAACUCCUCUCGACAAAGCGUUCUGCUUGCGUCGAGUUAUCCUCGCUCUGUCAUCUCCUACUGCUGGUCAGGAAGGAGUGACGGCCGAUGACCUACUUCCACUUCUCAUUCUUUUACUCAUCCGUUCUGAUAUUGCGAACUGGAAGGGAAACAUGUUGUACAUCACACAUUUUAUGUCCUCUGCUGGCAGUGGAGAAUUUGUAUUUGUAUUGUCAUCGUUUGAAGCGGCCGUGGAGCAUGUCAUGAAUGAUCAAGUCAACAGUGACCAGCUGGCAAAGUCGGCGCCCAAUUCUAAUUUUCUUCGUCAGCAUUCCGACUCCAGUGCUGGACAGACGGCUAUUGAUGUAUUUUUCGAGUACGUACGUCAAAACGAUCUAGAGACAGUGACACGACGCCUGACUGCCAAGUUGGAAGUCAGCAACACCAUAUUGGAACAGAUGUGUCACCCGCUGUGCUCAUGUGCCGACUGUGACAAGCUACUGUCAGGUGUGAGUGGCACUCCAGCAGCCGGUGAUCCUAUGGAAGUGGCAGCCAACUCUCGUGAUGACCUAGGACGCACCGCCCUGCACGUUGCAGCUGAGAAUGGUCAUGGACAGAUGGUAGAGCUUCUGCUAGAUUGUGGAGCCGUUGCCAGCAGUACUGACUACCACUCCAGUACAGCACUGCACUUGGCAUGUCGACGUGGACAUCUGUCAGUGGUGAGUGUGUUGCUAGGCCGACUUGAUGACAUCAAUGCCCAGGACAAUGACGGGAACACCCUGCUUCAUCUUGCUUCAGCAAAUGGCCACGAGGAGGUGGCUCGUGCUCUAUUUACAUUGAGAGUCGAUGUUGACUGCAACGUCUCUAAUGAGCGUGGAGAUACACCACUGCAUCUUGCUGCACGGUGGGGGUAUGAAUCCAUUGUGAAGCUACUCGUCCAUUACAAGGCUUCUCCUCGCACUACCAAUCGGCACAAGGAGGCACCUAGCGACUGCACUCACAAUCAGCGGAUCAUUGCACUUCUACAAGCCGAAAUACAGCGACUCGAGAAUGAGGAGUCAUUUACUCAUGUAAAGGAAUCGGAAGCAGUGACUGUGGGUGAAUCCAGCUCCAAUGCCAGUAUAACAACUCCAGGAGAGGACCGAACACAUCCUGUGGCUGAUAGCGGCCAAGCCAGCUCCGGAAGUAACACGCCCGAGAGGGGAUUUUCCCCUGCACAAUCUCGCCGCAAAGUGUCCUCCCCCAAGUCGCGCAAGUCGUCGAAUGUUGCCAUUCGAAAUACUUCCUCUGAUGGGUUGACACGAAAGAAGUCGCGCGGCUCAUCCUCUGCUCCCAAGCAGGUAGCAUCCUCCCCUGUGGAGACAGACAGCGGUCCACUAACCGGUACGGUGGCACAGCUUCAGAAGGAGAUUGAUCACUUGCUGAAGCUAUGUGCGGAUGGCGACGUUCCCAUGGUGCGCUACAAACUAGGAUUUGACGAGGAGGAUGCAACCAAGAGUGCUGUUGUGUACGAAGAAAGCGAUCUUUGCCAUCCUCUCUGCGACUGUCCAUCAUGUCAAAACAUCAGAACUAGGGGUGCGGCCAUAGCACGCUUGAGCACGGAGAGUUGCAACACGGAAGGCAUGACGUCGCUGCACGUGGCCUCGCUGCACGGUCGCCGUCACGUGGUGCAGCUGCUGCUGCGGCACGGCGCCAUGGUCAACUGCAAGAACAAUGCCAAGCAGACACCGCUACACCUGGCAUGCCAGUAUAACCAUCAAGACAUUGUGAUGCUACUGGUGGAUUACAAUGCCAAGGUCAGUCCACCGGACGUGAAUGGCAGAACGCCACUGCACAACUGCUGUGCCAACGGGCACGAUGCGUCCGCGGCCAUCCUGUUGUUUCAUGGUGGCGAUGUCAAUGCACCAGAUCGCCGUGGGAACUCCCCUCUCCACCAGGCAGCAAAGUGGGGACAUGGUACACUGGUGCACACUCUGCUACUUCAUGGUGCGUCGCCGUUCCUGAUGAAUGCUGCCCAGCAGAAGCCCAUACAGCUAAGCCAGGAUGAGGAAGUGCGCAGUAUUCUGUUGCGCGCCGAACGAGGUGACAUUCCGAUUGGAUCGCAUCGGCGACGGAACUCUCUCGGCGAUCACCCACCGGCCGACGAGGCAAUGCAUGCGUUUGUGCCGCGCCCUGGUGUAACACAGGUAACGUCUGAUACCAGGCUACAGGCCAGGGCCACGCCACCAAUGGGUAGCUCACGUGAUAGAACCACUUCACUUCGUGCGGAUGGUACUGUUCCUAGUGAUCUGGUUCGUGUCGCGAUCAAGACCGUCUCCAGGGAUCCAGCUGCACUCAGGUCUUCACCGAGCAGCGGGCGUUCGCCUCGUAGUUCUCCUAGCAACUCAAGACAGUCAUCCAUUGUACAAGUGGGGACAUCAACGGGUGUGAGCAAGUCCGUUUCCAGAGGUCCAGUCGCACUGAUAUCUUCUACGAGCAGUGGGAGUUCACCUCGUGGCUCUCCUGGCAACUCAAGAUGGCCAUCAAGUGCACCAGUGGGGACACCAACGGGUGAUGCAGUGAACAGCGUCGCUGAAACCAACAAUGGAGACAGCAGCCGUGGGAAGGCUAGUGGCGAUGCCAACAACACCUCUGCUCAUGUUCCUGCUGCUCCUGUCUAUACUGGUGGUGAUGUCCUAAACGUGAAGUCACCCGUGACAUCUUCUCACCAAGCUUUGCCCAAUACUGAAACUGCCACCAAGGGAGACGCAAGUCACGUUAGCUCCGAGUCAAGAAUUUCCGAGAGUGCAGAACCGUUGGACAUAUUUCCUGGUCCGCAGCGCAGCAGUACGCCAAUUGAUCCAAAUUCGCAUGAAGAUCAACCCGGUGUGUCUGCAGAUGAGACGACUGCCCGGCGUACCUUACACAUCAGUCCGAACGCUUCACUCACAUCUACCAAGUCAGCAUCAUCACCUCGCCUUGCACCUCGUUCCGCCAGCUCCCGUCGCCUGGAGGAAUUGCUGAAUGCUAUAGAGGACCGAAGUAUGGAACAGCUGCGGACACUGUCCUCACUUUCGUCAGACGUGAAGAAAUUCAACAGGAGGGAAUCACUGCGUCGCUCCAACACUAAUGAUAGGAGUGGGCCAUCAACGGCAUCCAUGCACCAGUACUCCAUCACACACUUCCAAACAUCCAGGCUGCGCAGAGUAUCCACGCGUGACUACAGUCAGCCGCGGCUUCAGAACUGCCACACCGAAGAAGACACACCACCUCAGCCAGAUGUCGACAAGCCUGCUUCGCCACUACAAACAACAGGAGCAGCAGAAGCGCCAGUUGCAUCCAUAGCAGGGCCGGCACGCUUGGCUGACCCCAAGUUGGAAGGAUAGUUAUUCUGUCUCUCGCACAUGGGGUGGCUUGCCAUCAUGACAGUACAAACCUUCACAAUCAUUAUACUCUACAUAUAGCCUUACAUACAAACUUCAUGAUAAUUUUUUAACAUAUGGCCACUACUUCACUGGGUCUCUUCUCGUUAUGAGGACAUCCACAAGUAGCAGUGCACAAACCAGUGCAGUAUGUGCCGUUGUCUAUUUCACUGUACCACUCGCAGAGAUCCCCAUAUUUUCUAUUAUAUUAUCUACUCUCUAAUGGAGUGAUAACUUUUAUACUAGGUGAAGUCUGGGUUGGGAGGUGUUUUUAUCCGUGGGCACAAAGAAGCCAACUAUAUAACUUUUGUUUUUGGACAUUCAUUUUUAUGAAUCUUUUUUUUUUACUUUAUCACAGGGAUCUCCCUCCACACGGUACAAGUAGAAUCAAGACUACAGUCAUAAGCUUU
This is a messenger RNA of Sycon ciliatum, 4773 nucleotides long. RefSeq names its product ankyrin repeat domain-containing protein 27-like. NCBI's taxonomy places the organism in Eukaryota, Metazoa, Porifera, Calcarea, Leucosolenida, Sycettidae. Gene Ontology annotation, cellular component: late endosome; early endosome; plasma membrane. Bases 131 to 4327 code for a protein of 1398 amino acids. Gene Ontology annotation, biological process: early endosome to late endosome transport; neuron projection morphogenesis. Gene Ontology annotation, molecular function: guanyl-nucleotide exchange factor activity; SNARE binding. The transcript has 37 exons. The record is from RefSeq and is a predicted model, not a curated record.